AUGCUGAUGAAUGCAACGUUGAACGUUACGCGGCGAGUUAUCUUCCAGAAUCGCAGGAUGGCCUCUUUCCUCAUCAAUGACGGCAAGUACGCUUUUCUGAAGGAGCUCGGACUUUCGGAAAAUAACUGUGGCGUGUUCCAUGGCAAGUGGUCUGCCUCUGGUUCUGUCGUGCAGUCCGUUUGUCCUGCUAACAACCAGCCUAUAGCUAACGUUCAAAACGGUACUGUGGCCGACUAUGAAGUAGCUGUUCAAGAAGCACGCAAGGCUUAUGAGCACUGGUGUGAGGUACCGGCACCACGGCGUGGCGAAGUUGUACGACAAAUCGGGGACAAACUUCGUUCUCAACUUCAGAACUUGGGUAAACUGGUUUCCAUGGAAAUGGGAAAAAUCUCGGCUGAAGGUGUGGGAGAAGUACAAGAGUAUGUUGAUAUCUGUGAUUAUGCUACUGGUUUAUCUCGAUCACUCAAUGGAACAAUUCUACCAUCUGAAAGACCAGGGCAUGCACUUCUUGAGCAGUGGAACCCUCUCGGUGUUGUUGGUGUGAUUUCCGCUUUCAACUUCCCAUGUGCCGUGUAUGGCUGGAAUAAUGCAUUAGCUCUUGUCACUGGAAAUUCUGUAAUCUGGAAACCAGCUCCUUCAACUCCACUGACCGCUAUUGCUGUCACAAAGCUUGUCGAAGGGGUUCUGCGGGCAAACGACCUUCCUGGUGGAUUGUGCUCUCUUGUUUGUGGAGAGGGAGACGUUGGUCAGGCUUUGGUCAAAGAUAAGCGUGUCAACCUCGUUUCCUUCACUGGAUCAACAGAAGUUGGUCGCAUCGUCGGUCAACAAGUGCAACAGCGCUUUGGAAAGCUCCUGCUUGAACUUGGAGGAAACAAUGCAAUCAUCGUAAACGACGAUGCUGACAUUAACAUGGUCGUACCAGCCACGGUAUUUGCUGCUGUUGGUACUGCUGGACAGAGGUGUACAACUACACGUCGCCUGUUUGUGCACGAGGCAGUAUAUGACACUGUUCUUGAUCGAGUAAAGCGGGCGUAUGCUCAGUUCGAGUCAAGAAUCGGCGAUCCGCUUGAGCCAAACACCAUUAUUGGCCCACUUCAUAAUGAAGUUGCUGUGAUGAAGUACAAGGCAACUGUAGCUGAAGCUAUCGCCACUGGCGGUAAAGUGGAAUAUGGAGGCAAAGUUUUAGAAAGAGAAGGAAACUUUGUUCUCCCUACAAUCAUCACCGGACUUCCUCAUGAUUCCCCCGUGAUCCUGCGUGAAACAUUUGCACCAAUUAUGUACGUGAUUAAAGUGAAGAAUUUGGAUGAGGCCAUUAAGUACAACAACGAGGCAUCUCAGGGUUUGAGCUCAUCUCUUUUCACAAACAACAUUCAAAACGUCUUCAAAUGGAUGGGGCCAAAAGGAAGCGAUUGUGGUAUAGUGAAUGUGAACAUUCCUACAUCUGGUGCGGAGAUUGGAGGAGCGUUCGGCGGCGAAAAGGAGACAGGGGGUGGUCGCGAAUCAGGAUCAGACUCUUGGAAACAAUACAUGAGAAGAUCAACUUGUACCAUCAACUUCAGCAAAGAUCUCCCUCUUGCUCAGGGAAUCAAAUUCGAAUAG
Haemonchus placei is the source of this 1599-nucleotide messenger RNA. Lineage: Eukaryota; Metazoa; Nematoda; Chromadorea; Rhabditida; Trichostrongylidae. The record is from the annotation of a GenBank genome assembly.